AUGAGGUUCCAUGAGGGAAAAGGAACACCUACAACUCGGAAACGCCGGACGCCACUGAAUGAUACUCCGGUAUAUGUAACCCUCGCCAACUCUGCCUGCCCGGCAUGCGGGCCCCCAAUCCCACACCAAACACGGGAUUACAAGGCACCGCAGGGUCAGACAUGGAUUCAGGCCGGACACCGUGAGGUCGAGCCCACGAGCACCGUGCGAAGAGACGAGCCUGCACUUGAUACACUUCCCUGGCCUCACGAGUCUCCAAUGCCACCUUGCUAUGGAGGGGGCCAAUAUGGAGAAGCCAUGCGUCACAACAACCUUUCCUCAACACCCUUCUUACAAAGGGAAUGCUUUGUUCUCAACGCUCUUCCCCGAUGGAACGGAUGCUUGCCACGCAGAAUCCGACGUAAUCCAUUUCCCUCUAAUCUUCGCUCUUAA
Molecule: messenger RNA, 432 nt
Organism: Trypanosoma grayi
Lineage: Eukaryota; Euglenozoa; Kinetoplastea; Trypanosomatida; Trypanosomatidae
Exons: 1
Coding region: 1-432 (143 amino acids)
Source: RefSeq, a predicted model, not a curated record